CCAGAAACCAAGCAAUCCUCACUACAACUUUCACAUCAAUACAAAAACAACAGUUUCAAAAGCUAAACUAUCAACUAAUUUUCAAACCAACAAUCAUUACAACAUCUUCAAUAUGUGCUACCGAAUCUUCACUCACGCGAUGCGCUGCGAUGCGCGGCCCGUCAUUUCCGACGGUAACAACGUCUACACUGAUCCCUUCGCCUAUCCCCUCCCCUGCAGCUGCAGCUCUGAGCACUUCGUCCUACGUUACCUUCGAUGCGAGGAUCAUGGCUGCUGUAUGAAGAAGCUCGAAAUGGAUUGGUGUCCCAACGUUGCUGAUUGCAACGAAGUUUACGAAGUUCAUCGCUAUGUCCAAUCUCAUCGUAAACCACGAAAUAUCUGGGGUCCCAUAAACAUGCUCGGCGAUAACUUCAGUUCUCUCUGGAGUAUUCCCCAGAUUCAAGAGAAGGUGAAGCCUUGGGACUCUGUUCCAGAUUUGGAGAAGUGUCUCUUCAUUGGAAAGAUGCCACACUUGACGGCUGUCCUACCUCCUUUCCAGCAGGCUGUUCAGAACCUUGUCAACACUGGUCGUCUCAUUGUCCAGACACAGGAUCAGCUGGGUGCACUUCGCAACGACAUUGCCAUUCGGCGAACCAUGCACGAUACUUUCCAUGGAGAAGCUUGCUCGCGUGUGCUUAAUGAGUGGGAGUGCCCUGUUCAAGGACCUAUCGCAACUGGAGAAAUGCUUGAUGGGCAAAUGGUUAAGAGCCUUGUGAAGCAGCAGGAGAUCUUCAACACAUGCUGGACCUUCAUUCAGAGCAUCAUGUGGUCUCGCCAAGUGGGUAAGAGCCUUAUGCUCAAGAAUGUACCGGUCGUUUGGGAUCAGUAGAAAGAACCUGGAUCUACUCUUUGGGUGUUUGGUGGUUAAAUUUAGAAUGCAUUCUUUACGUUGGGCGUUUGGGAUAGGAAAAGGUUAUUCUGGUAAUAGAGGAGGAUAUAGAAAUAAUAAAUUUGGACUUGGCUUCAUACAUCGAUCAUUCAGGUUAUAGUGACAAAGUAAACAUUCUAAAUUGGUGUUACACGUCCGAGUGAAGCUGUGGGUGUAUAAAUAUAAAUAACUUUUCGCUUAAUCAGCAACUAAAGCCGUCAUCGUAUAGGGGUCAGUACAUCAGUUUGUGGCUCUCCGAAGCACUGAAAACGCAAGUUCGAGUCUUGCUGACGGCAAA
Fusarium redolens is the source of this 1205-nucleotide messenger RNA. RefSeq lists its product as uncharacterized. The record is from RefSeq and is a predicted model, not a curated record. The transcript has a single exon. The coding region runs from base 113 to 868 and encodes 251 amino acids. Lineage: Eukaryota; Fungi; Ascomycota; Sordariomycetes; Hypocreales; Nectriaceae.